AUGAAUAUUAUUAGACCUGACAUUCUAAAUAAUUAUUUACGUCAUGUUGAAGUUAACAGUUAUUUGGAUUAUUUAGGAAAUCGUUAUAAAUCAUUUGUAAGCGUUUAUACAAUUGGUAAAUCAUAUGAAGGGCGAAUAAUAAAAGCAAUUAAAAAGAAUCUAAUAGAAUCAGGACCGAUUUCACGAAAACAACAAUCAAAAAGUGCCAAUAUAAUUAAAUCACAAUCAUCACAAUCACAAUUAAAUAAUAGAAAAUUUAUAAAAUCUUCAACUCUUAAUAAUACUGGUAAUAGUAGUAGUAAUGUUAGUAGCAGUAAAUCUGCUAGAAAUCCAUCAACAAAAUCUUUAACAAUAUCUUUAACAACAAAUUCUAGUUCAACUAAUGAUGACGAUAAUUUAAAAUUACCAAAACGAAAAUGGAUUGUUAUUGAAGGUGGUACACAUGCCAGAGAAUGGACAUCAAUUACUGUCGCCCUAUAUUGUAUUUAUCAAUUAACUGAGAAAUUUUGUCGUAAUAUUGAAAUAUUACAAAAAGUAAAAUUUUUAAUUAUACCAUUAGUUAAUAGUGAUGGUUAUGAAUAUUCACGUUUAAAAAAUCGUAGAUGGCGUAAAAAUCGUAAACCAAAUUCUAUAACACGUUCAAUUGGUACAGAUUGUAAUCGUAAUUAUGAUAUACAUUGGGAGAAUGGUACAAAACAAACAUUUAAAUGUACAUAUCGUGGUGAUACACCAUUUUCAGAACCAGAAACACGUGCAAUUAAACAUGUAUUAGAACGUUUAGGUUCUAAUUUAAUAUUUUAUUUGUCAUUGCAUUCGUGUGCACAAGCAAUUAUGUAUCCAUGGGGUUAUACAAGGGAAUUACCAGAAACAUGGUCUAAAUUACAUAAUCUUGCUGAAUAUGGUAAAAAAGCGAUACAAUAUGCUACUGGAAGAAAAUAUCGUUGUGGUAGUAUAUCACAAGUAACAAAUCGUACAUAUUCUGGAUCAAUUGCUGAUUAUGCUUUUGGUAUACAAAAAGUUCCAUAUGCAAUUGUUAUGGAAUUACCAUCGAAAAAAUUAGGUUUUCAGCCGCCACAAGAUAAAUUACAAAAAUUAAGUGAAGAAAGUUGGAUUGGUAUAAAAGCAAUGUGCCAACAACUCUUGCAAAAAUACUCCACCGGUGAUAAUUACGUACAAAGAUGUAGUGGAAAUGGAUGUUUGGAUAUGUGUAUAUGUAUAAAAAGAAAUGAUGAUAUUGUACUUGUUGCUGGUUUUGUAGAAGACACUGACACUGAUAUUAUCAAUUAUAUAAACUUAAUUAAGAAAAAUACAAAUACUUCUGCAGAUAAAUGUCAAAAUUUCACUUUGUUUGCUUGCAAUGAUAUGAUUAAGGAACAUAAAACAAAUCCUGAAGCUUGGUCAUCAUUAGUUGAAUAUUUUUUAGCAAAUUAUAAGCCAGUAAGUGAUGCUGAAAAGAAAAUUCAUCAAUUAUAUUUAAUUGUAAAUGAAUUUGAACGGAAACAAGAUCAAAAUAUUGAAAUAUUUGAUUUAAAUACACUUAAGAAAAUGCUUAAUAUAAUUGAUUCUACAGAUCCAGAGACACUAUUAAAUUAUAUAAUUGGAAAAAUGAUAUUAGCAAUAGAUAGAGUUUCUAUGAAAUACAUGAAUCGUGAUAAUGAUAAAAUUUUACAAACUAUUGUUAUUUAUGAGAAUACCAUUGAAUGGGAUGUUAAAGAUAAACCAUUAGUUUAUUUUAAUACAGUUUUAAUGCAUCAUUAG
Condylostylus longicornis is the source of this 1758-nucleotide messenger RNA. RefSeq names its product carboxypeptidase A2. The transcript is spliced from 10 exons. Gene Ontology annotation, molecular function: metallocarboxypeptidase activity; zinc ion binding. Bases 1 to 1758 code for a protein of 585 amino acids. Gene Ontology annotation, biological process: proteolysis. NCBI's taxonomy places the organism in Eukaryota, Metazoa, Arthropoda, Insecta, Diptera, Dolichopodidae. The record is from RefSeq and is a predicted model, not a curated record.